UGAUUUUUUUUACACCUGGUUGAAUUUGACUGAUAAUUUGGUAAUUAGCAAGAGGCCGGCGAGUGACGAUCAGUUCAGUCCCGAGGCUUCAAACAUCUAGGUCAUUGGGCCGCACCGUCAUUUUCGACCGGGUGAGGAGGCGGAACGUUCGAAGCCAAAGUUGAUACAAGGGUGGUGGGUGGUCGGUUGAGAUCGAAAUUCUAAAUGUGGAACCGGGCUAAAUCAAUAUGAUGACAGUUAGGUAGUGGAAUGCGUAGGGGUUGCUGCUGCGAGUUGAAGGUGACGCUAGCGUCGACCGGUGACGUAACCGGAUCUUUAUUGAUCUCUAGGUCUGGCGUUCAGUGCACGAUCUGGGUGCUUCCCGGGAAGUGGUGUAUCCACUCAACCACUGGCUCGUCGAGACACUGGGAGGUCAUAAAGGAGGUCAUACGCCCUUCCUCCUACGACAACAGAGGGGAGUUGCCAUGGCGAUGACGUCACACACCUCUCUGUGCAGUUGAGGGGUGGCAGUCUCAGUUAGGUGCCCUCUCUGCACAGGGAGUCGUGCACGGGUUCUCUCUUUCCCACCCCUUUCCUUAUCUGUGAUCGGUCUCUGUAGGUGCGUGUGUGUGAGUGUGUGUGUGUGUGUGUGCGUGCUUUCGCACCCCCGAGACCUUAAGGGAUACUAGUCAAAGGAAUACAUAUGGAGUAAGCGAUCUAAAGGAAAAUCGGCAAAGAUGUCUCUUCUUAGUGUAACAGUGAAAAAGGCCAGAUACACCGGAGGGCAAGGAAUCCAAUUUAACACAUACGUCACGCUGAAACUACAGAAUGUGAAGUCAACAACGGUAACAGUUAAAGGCCCAAAUCCAUCAUGGAAUCAAGACUUCCUAUUUGAGACAAACGAUGUCAACACAGGACUCCUCAUGGAAGUAUGGAACAAGGGGAUGCUUUGGGAUCGUGCUCUUGGCUACCACUGGCUUCCUCUCCCGGCAGUCCACUACAGCAAUGAGGAAGGACCGGGUGAAUGGGUGUCUUUGGACGCCGAGCUCGUGAUGAUGGAUGGGGAAGUGGUGGGUACAAAAGAGGCGACUGGCCAUUCCCUUUUAGUCGACUGUAGGUUCGAAUUGCCAUUUGAUGCCGAGAACACCGAGGCGGCGGAUCUUCAGAGAAAGCUUGAACUCCUCAAUAGCAUUGUUGACCAGGAAGCGAAAGCUGAACAGGCAAGAAGGCAAAUGCAAUAUUUCGGCCAUUCGGGCUACUCAGAAGACAGUGACUAUACGAGCGAUCUCAACUACCCCGUCGGCCAGCACGCGAAUUCCUCGGCAUCUCAAUUCAGAAGUGCAGCUCACCAAAUACCGACACCGCAGAGAUCGCUCGAGACGUCGAGGGAGAAUUCUUACGAGACAGACGAGCCUCCUCCGCAGCAACACCAUCCACACCACCAUGGACACCAUCUUUCCCCUGGUCAACCAAUGCACACGAGAAGGAGGGGGCACAGGGACGAUGACUACUAUGGGGAACGAGGCGGCGAUUCGUCCAGGUACAUUGAAUCGGACCAAGAACCACUUUACUACAAUAGCAGACCUCGUAAUCACAAAGAAUCGUACAGGCGUAGGCAAAGAACAUGGGAUUACGAGGACAGCCAAUCUGCUUGGUAUGAUGAGUACGGGCCCGACGCCAAAUACGAUCAGCACGCGAGCUGCCCGAGGAUAUACCAGGACAGCACGACGCGCUACUACCAACCUCGAACGGCUAGUGUAAAAAGAAAAGAAGUGAACAAAAACAGGCGUCCGAGUUUGGAGAGGCAGACGACGCUUUACGACGACCAAUACUAUAUGGAUACAUACUACGACGCAGGGGACCAACCAUAUUCGCAGGACAAUAGAAUUUAUGACACAUCAGUUAGCUACGGUACGGACUAUUACAACUACAGCGGGCCACACUACAAAUACCAGGAGGACAGAUAUGGUCAAGAAGAAGAAGACCGACAGUGGGACAGCGGAGGGGGAAUGAGGUACAACAAAGGUACAACACUGAAAGAACAAUACGAAAACCAGAUGAACAUUAAGUACUCCUCGAGGUCUUCUCUCCAGAAGUACCACCGUUCAUCAGAUCAAGAUUCGGUAUAUUACACACCGAGGCAAAGCUACGAGGAGGAAGACUAUCAUUCAGCAAGUGAAUACGUUGGAACGACAGCGAGGAGAAAACAACCAGUGAUAAAUCGUCAUUCCAGCCGCCACUCCCUCCGCGAUGUUAGCGAUUUUCCUCCAGGUUACAGACCUAGAAAAACGGAUAAACCAAAACUAUUACCUCAAAUCCCGACUAGAAUAAAACCGUCACCUUCAUUACCACCGACCCCAGCCCGCCAAAAACCUCAAGUGCCCACAAGACGAGCGGGGUCGCUCGAGCACCAAGAGUCUUCUAUGGACGAAAGAUACGGACAGUUUUCAAACAGUGAGACCAGAUUAGAAGGGAGUUCAUAUAACGAAGACUACAACUACGCUUAUAUGAGCACGGAUAAUCUCAUAACGCAGGAAGCCAUAGAAACGCAAGAAGAAAUGUUAAAGAGGACCAACGCCAUGCUGGCUCAACACCAAGAACAGAUGCUAGAGCUUCAGAGUCAGUACCACCACAACCAACAGACAUACCAAGACGAUUAUUAUUACCAACACGAUUCAAUCGAACGGAUGGACGGUUCAAUGACGGAAUCGACUCUCGUUAGGAGAGACACUGUUAAAAAGCAACCCGAGACGAAAAAAGAUUCCGGUGCAAAAUCGGACUCUGUCGGGCACACCAUGAUAGGAUCGCUCGAAACGGCCGUCACUUCCUUAUCCUCGUCAGUGUUCAAACGGUUUACAAGUGCGAUCGGAGGAGGAGAACAAGGAAAAACUAACAAAAUACAAACUCAAGCUGUGAUAGAAACAAAAGCCCCGCCGCCGGCUCCUGUUGUCAACGUGCCCUCCAAUGGGACAUUCCAUAAAGAAAUUAGUCGAGCGUCUAACGACUAUCAAGAAGAGGAAAGGAGAUAUGAAGAACAGAACGAGAUGUACGGAACUGAUGAAACGUACGAACAAGAAGAAAACUUUGAAGAAAACCAACGAUACGACGACAGUCAAGACAGGUAUGGUGAAACGGAUGAUUAUUACGAGGAUGAAACCGACCGCGGUUUUCUCAGCAAACAAAAUUCCAUCGAAAAAGGUUACAUUCAGAAGCAAGAUUCUAUCAAAAAAGGGUACCCGACAAAACAGGAUUCAAUCGAUGGAGAUUACAUGGAGACGAACGGUCGGGGAUACCUUCAUGCCCAAGAAUCGGUAGACAGCUAUGUUGACGAAGAGAUCGUACAGGACGAUUAUUCGCGUGAUUCUCCCGUUUCCGUGGUAGAACGGUACGAACCGGAUCAAGAAAGGGAAAUCGCGGAAACUCCGUACAAACAGGCGUCUCCGCCGGGCGCGAAAACUUCGCCUACGGUAACCUCACCCACCCUGAGACAUCAGGACUCAAUCGAUGAGGACGAAGUGCCGGGGAACCGGGCGCACAUCCGCGAAUACGGGCACCACCACGACUCCAUCGAAGAAGAGUCACAGGAUAAACAGAAAAGCGUCAGUUUCGAAGAAGAAGAAUUGCCCGUACUCGACAUCGAAGUCGAACCCCAAAUCCGGCCGACCGUCACCCAAGAACGAAGGCGGAAGACCCCAAGAGAACGGUGGCAUUGGGCUUAUAACAAAAUCGUCCAUGAACUUAACGUAAGUACGCAUGAUAUUUUAUUCAAACUUAUCGCCAUAGCAAAAGAUAAGAUAAAAUUUCGGCUGACUCUUAAGUAAAAUUCUAACCAUAAUGUAACAUUAAAUUAGGCUUUAUUGUUUUUUAAAUUGUAAAACUUAUUUCGAACUAAUCGAAUGUUCACGCAACCGAAUUGGGACGCGGCUAAGUGAAAGGUCUCAGAAUGUAAGACACGAUUCGGAUAAGGGAGUAUGGCACUAUUGGGAUGAAGAGAAAAAGAACGGAAAAACAAGACAACUUUGAU
Cimex lectularius (bed bug) is the source of this 4003-nucleotide messenger RNA. Its product is annotated as phorbol ester/diacylglycerol-binding protein unc-13-like. Gene Ontology annotation, molecular function: syntaxin-1 binding; diacylglycerol binding; calmodulin binding. The transcript is spliced from 15 exons. NCBI's taxonomy places the organism in Eukaryota, Metazoa, Arthropoda, Insecta, Hemiptera, Cimicidae. Bases 717 to 3800 code for a protein of 1027 amino acids. Gene Ontology annotation, cellular component: presynaptic membrane; presynaptic active zone cytoplasmic component; plasma membrane. Gene Ontology annotation, biological process: synaptic vesicle maturation; synaptic transmission, glutamatergic; synaptic vesicle priming. The record is from RefSeq and is a predicted model, not a curated record.